UGGCCCCAUCCCCCAGGACCCCUGGGUUCUCCAAGAGGUGGGCCGUGCCCCGUGAGAACUGCUCUGUCGGAUUCUGAAAGUGAGAGUCAUUAAUAAAAUUAGAAGCGGAGUGCCGGUGUUUGCCCUUUGGUUAUCACAUCAUUGCUUAGUCACGACCAGGAAGUCCCUCAUCGAUCUCCCAUGGAGGAAUGAGAUAGAGCUGCACCUUCGGCUCUGUCCAAAGUUCAGAUGUGCACCGAAGGGGACUUAAGUCCCAGGCAGGCGCCAGCAGUGUCAGGACUCAGCCGAGCGGCCCACGCAAGCCUCCCGUGCAGGCCCGACCCUGCCGGCCCCUGUAGACAGUCCCGGUGGCCGGGACCAGCACAGACGCUAGGUGAUGGGUCCGUCCGAAAGUCAGAUGCACAUUGCAGACACGAGCUCGCGCAAGGCCCAGAGGCGGUGCGGGACGCCGCUGGAGAUCAGCCUGUCGGUGCUGGUCCUGCUGCUGACCAUCAUCGCGGUGACCAUGAUCGUCCUCUACGCCACCUACGACGAUGGCAUCUGCAAGUCCUCAGAAUGCAUCAAGGCAGCUGCCAGGCUGAUCCAGAACAUGGACGCGUCGGCUGAGCCGUGCACGGACUUCUACCAGUACGCCUGCGGGGGCUGGAUGAAGCGCCACGUCAUCCCCGAGACCAGCUCCCGCUACAGCAACUUCGACAUCCUGCGGGACGAGCUCGAGGUGGUGCUGAAAGACGUCCUUCAGGAGCACAAACAGCAGGACAUCGAGGCCGUGCAGAAAGCCAAGACCCUCUACCGCUCCUGCGUGAACGAGACUGUGGUCGACAACAGAGGCGGGGUCCCUCUGCUGAAGGUCCUGCCGGAUAUCUAUGAAUGGCCAGUGGUGAUUAAUAACUGGGAAAAUACUCUGAACGGUACUUCCUGGAGAGCAGAGCAGGUCUUGGCCCGACUCAACUCUCAGUACGGAAAGAAAGUCCUGAUCAAUCUGUUUGUCGGCACCGAUGAUAAGAACUCCUCGAGGCACAUAAUCCACAUCGACCAGCCGCGGCUCGGGCUCCCGUCCAGAGACUACUACACGUGCAGCGGGGUGUACACAGAGGCGUGCAAGGCGUAUGAGGAGUUCAUGGUUUCUGUGGCCAUGCUGAUCCGGGAGGAAAGAGGACUGCUGAUCAACAGGACACAGAUAGAAAUCGAAAUGCGAAGAGUGAUGGAGCUGGAGGGGGAGAUCGCCAACGCCACCACCAAGGCAGAAGACCGGAAUGACCCAAUGCUCCUCUAUAACAACAUGACGUUAGACCAGGUCCAAAAGAACUUCUCCCUGUCGAUGAACAAUCAGCCAUUCAACUGGUCCCUUUUCACCAACGAGAUCAUGAAGACCGUGAACAUCAGUGUUCCAGAUGAAGAGACUGUGAUCGUUUAUGCUCCCGAGUACUUAACCAAACUCAAGGACGUUCUUGCCAACUAUAGCAAAAGAGAUCUACAGAACCUGAUUGCCUGGCACUUCAUCAUGGACAUGGUCAGCAGCCUCAGCCGCAACUACACGGAGUCCCGCAAUGCUUUCCGCAAGGCGCUGUACGGCACCACCUCGGAGACGGCGGCCUGGCGGCGCUGCGCCAACUACGUCAACGGGAACAUGGAGUCGGCGGUGGGGCGGCUGUACGUGGAGGCGGCGUUUGCCGGGGAGAGUAAACACGCGGUCGAGGACCUGAUCGCACAGAUCCGGGAAGUUUUCAUCCAGACCCUCGAUGACCUCACCUGGAUGGACGCGGAGACCAAGAAGAAGGCGGAGGAGAAGGCCGUGGCCAUCGUAGAGAGAAUCGGCUACCCUGAAGACAUCAUCACCAACAACGACAAGCUCAACAAGGAGUACCUGGAGCUGAACUACAAGGAGAACGAGUACUUCGAGAACAUCCUCCAGAACCUGCAGUUCAGCCAAAGCAAACAACUGAAGAAGCUGCGGGAGAGUGUGGACAGGAGCGAGUGGAUCAGUGGGGCCGCCGUGGUCAACGCUUUCUACUCCUCGGGCAGGAACCAGAUAGUCUUCCCCGCCGGCAUCCUGCAGCCCCCCUUCUUCAGUGCUGAGCAGCCCAAGUCCCUCAACUACGGCGGCAUUGGCAUGGUCAUCGGGCACGAGAUCACCCACGGCUUCGACGACAACGGCCGGAACUUCAACAAGGACGGGGACCUGCAGGACUGGUGGAGCCCGCAGUCGGCCAAGAACUUCAAGGACCUGUCGCAGUGCAUGGUGCAGCAGUACGGCAACUUCUCCUGGGACCUGGCCGGUGGGCAGCUCCUCAAUGGCAUCAGCACCCUGGGAGAGAACAUAGCUGACAACGGGGGCCUCGGCCAGGCCUACAGGGCCUACCAGAGCUACCUCCGGAGGCACGGUGUGGAGAAGCAGCUCCCCGGGCUGGACCUGGACCACAACCAGCUGUUCUUCCUGAACUUCGCCCAGGUGUGGUGCGGGACCUACAGGCCCGAGUACGCUGUCAACUCCAUCAAGACAGACGUGCACAGCCCAGGGCAAUUCAGGAUCAUCGGCACCCUGCAGAACUCCCCCGAGUUCUCCCGAGCCUACAACUGCCACAGCCGCGCCUACAUGAACCCCCCCAAGAAGUGCCGAGUGUGGUGAUCCCGGGGCCCGAGCCCUCGGCCGACUCGUCCUGGAGCCAGACGGGAGCGCCGUGUCCCGGGAGCACUGUGUGUGCAGGGGCGCUGAGCCGACGUGGCGGGGGAGCGGAGGGCCAGGGGCUCCCCACGCGACACAAGUCUCCGAAGACACCCAGUCCCCGUCCCGUCCCUCGCUGCUCCCGCCGGCCACACUCCAGCCACGUCUGCCCACCCGCCACACUCCAGCCCAGGAGACAGGCUGGACGUCACGCACAGGGCAGGCGGGGCCGGUGCGACCCAGGACGCCGUCCCUAAGCAGCCAAGCGCCCCCAACCCUGCGGAGGUCGCUGCUGGGUGACGGGCAGCCCAGGGCUGCACUCCGAGGGUCCCUCGAGGCACUCACCGCCCUGUCCCGGCUGAAGGCCUCUGGCCGCUUCCUGUCGGGUUGGCUCGGAGGAUCCGGAGUCCUGUGGCCCCCGUGAUUUUUUAAGACACUCUCCCCCUGCCUUUCUCUCUCUCUCUCUCUCUCUCUCUCUCCUCUUUUUAAGAUAUUUGUAGCCAUGUAUAAAUGAUUUUUAUAUUUAAUGAUCGCCCACACAUAUGGCUAUGCGGCUGCUGUCACCGUGAUCCUUCUCGAAGCUUCCGGAGAGCUGUGAGGGCCUGGACAGAGGAGACCCGAACCCGGGAGCUGGGAAUCCAUGCCAGGAAGGCGAAGGCAGCCCCGGGCAGCCUCCUGGCACGGCCCCGACACCGGGCGGGGGCUGCCCCAACGCCCUCUCUGGGUCUGUCCUGGCUCGUCACCUGAUGGGAAUAUUUUCAUAAUAAAUUGACGUUGUGAUUCCGUCCCAUGCC
Molecule: messenger RNA, 3459 nt
Organism: Sorex araneus (European shrew)
Lineage: Eukaryota; Metazoa; Chordata; Mammalia; Eulipotyphla; Soricidae
Gene: MME
Product: membrane metalloendopeptidase
Exons: 23
Coding region: 377-2629 (750 amino acids)
Biological process (GO): protein processing; amyloid-beta clearance
Cellular component (GO): plasma membrane
Molecular function (GO): metalloendopeptidase activity
Source: RefSeq, a predicted model, not a curated record